Fukomys damarensis (Damara mole-rat) is the source of this 1103-nucleotide messenger RNA. RefSeq names its product aldo-keto reductase family 1 member C4 (gene Akr1c4). Gene Ontology annotation, biological process: prostaglandin metabolic process; doxorubicin metabolic process; progesterone metabolic process. The transcript is spliced from 9 exons. Gene Ontology annotation, molecular function: ketosteroid monooxygenase activity; androsterone dehydrogenase [NAD(P)+] activity; aldose reductase (NADPH) activity. Bases 59 to 1030 code for a protein of 323 amino acids. Lineage: Eukaryota; Metazoa; Chordata; Mammalia; Rodentia; Bathyergidae. Gene Ontology annotation, cellular component: cytosol. The record is from RefSeq and is a predicted model, not a curated record.
CUUAGUGCCCUGUGCAGGUAGAAGAGGCAGAAUCUGCUUAGUCAGAGGUGAAAUAACAAUGAAUUCCAAACAUCAGCAUGUGGAACUAAAUGAUGGCCACUUUAUGCCUGUACUGGGAUUUGGCACCUAUGCACCUGAAGAGAUUCCCAAGAGUAAGACUACAGAGGCCACCAAAUUAGCUAUAGAUGCUGGGUUUCGCCAUAUUGAUUCUGCUUACUUGUACCAAAAUGAAGAGGAGGUUGGACUGGCCAUUCGGAGCAAGAUUGCCGAUGGUACAGUAAAGAGAGAAGACAUCUUCUACACUUCAAAGCUUUGGUGCACAUUCCAUCAACCACAGCUAGUCCAAUCUGGCUUGGAAAGCUCGCUGAAAAAACUUCAGUUGGACUAUGUGGACCUCUAUCUCAUUCAUGUACCUUUAUCCAUGAAGCCAGGGGAUGUGUCUAUUCCAACAGAUGAGCACGGGAAACUAAUAUGUGAUACAGUGGAUCUGUGUGCCACUUGGGAGGCCAUGGAGAAGUGUAAGGAUGCAGGAUUGGCCAAGUCCAUCGGGGUGUCCAACUUUAACCGCAGGCAGCUGGAGAUGAUCCUGAAUAAGCCAGGGCUCAAAUAUAAGCCUGUCUGUAACCAGGUGGAAUGUCAUCUCUAUCUCAAUCAGACCAAGCUGCUAAAUUUCUGCAAGUCAAAAGAGAUUGUUUUGGUUGCCUAUAGCGCUCUGGGAUCCCAAAGAGAGAAAAAAUGGGUGGACCAGAGCUCCCCGGUUCUCUUGGAAGAUCCAGUUCUUUGUGCCCUGGCAAAAAAGCACCAGCGAUCUCCAGCCCUGAUUGCCCUUCGCUACCAGCUGCAGCGUGGGGUUGUGGUCCUGGCCAAGAGUUUCAGUGAGAAGCGGAUCCAAGAGAACAUGCAGGUUUUUGAAUUCCAGUUGACUCCAGAGGACAUGAAAGUCUUAGAUGGCCUGAACAGAAAUGUUCGAUAUAUUACCUUUAAUAUAGGUACUACCCAUCCUAAUUAUCCAUUUUCUGAUGAAUAUUAAUAUGAAAGCCGUUAUACUAACUUCUCCCCGAAGUCCCUGUGCAUCGAUAUGGAUGUAAGAGAUGUCUCAAAUA